CUGGAGUCUCUUGAGGGAGAUUGAGAAAGAAAGGGGGAGUUGGUGAAACAUUACCUUUUUAGACAGAGAAACAAAGAGAGCGAAUGGGAGUGAUCACAGAUGAAGAGGAAGAGGAGGAGGAGGAGAAGAAGAAGAUGAAGACCAUGUUAGUUGGUGUUACACUGGACACGCGGAGUAGGGAGCUCUUAACUUGGUCCCUUGUCAAGCUUGCUCUACCCGGUGACCAUGUCAUUGCUCUCCAUGUCCUCCCUUCCUCCUUUGAUAAGUCGGAUUCCAAUGUCUUGCUUUCUCUCGCGAAGGAUUUUGAUGCCAUGCUUGGUGUCUAUGAAGGAUUCUGCAAUUUGAAGCAGAUUGAUUUGAAGCUGAAGAUAUGUAGAGGGCCUUCGAUUCGGAAGGCUUUGAUUCGAGAAGUGAAUUGCUUUGGCGCGGCGAAACUCAUUCUUGGUGUUGCUUUGAAUCCUAGAGUUGUUGGGCCAUCCUCGACCUCUAUUGCCAAGUAUUGUGCGAAGAAAGUUGCUCGAGAGUGUUCAGUAUUUGCGGUGAGCAAUGGCAAGAUUAUUUUCCAAAAAGAAGCGGCAGAAAUAGUGAACAGAACCCAGAGUUCAGAAUGUUCAUUGGUUGAUGAAAGCGAGGUGGAUAUCAUCUCCAUUGCUUCUCACUUGUCAUCAAAUGGGUUGGAGAGUGUAAAUAAGAAUGGAUCAAACUGUGGCAGCAUUGAGAUUGAUGAGGCUUCAUCAUCUCAGAGCACCUUGCAAGAAGAGAAUUGUUCUAUCUGCGCACACGAUUGCACGAGCACUGAUACACCUUGUCACGAGCCAAAGGAAGAGGACUUGAAGAAACCAGAGGCUCUGCCAGAAGGCCCAGAAGUCAAAUCUGGUUGGCAGUUCGUUCAGAAGGUAUUGUUGAAUGAUAAGAAGAUUGCUCCCAAGGAUAGGCCAAAGAAAUCUAUGGUGUCAUGGCCAAAGCGGCUGUUGAACCGAAAUUCCAAUCACAAGCUCAACGAAUCUGAAGUUGAUGGCACCUCAAAUAUUGAUAAAGAUAGUGCAUCUGUUUCAUCUUGCUCCUCAGAUACAAUUGAAAAUGUAGGAGAUGUAGCAAAGGAGCUGGAGUCUCUCAGAGAGAAGUAUUCACCUGUUUGCAGAUUGUUCAGCUACAAGGAGCUCAUGCAUGCCACUUCCAACUUCUCGACAGAGAAAUUGAUUGGGAAGGGAGGCAGCAGCAAAGUUUACAAGGGAUGUCUUGCAGAUGGCAAGGAAUUGGCAGUGAAAAUCCUGAAGCCAUCUGCAAAUGCAGUAAGGGAGUUCAUAUCGGAAAUUGAAAUUAUCAACACCUUGCAUCAUAAGAACAUUAUCUCCCUCUAUGGGUUUUGCUUCGAGAACAGCAACCUCAUAUUGGUCUAUGAUUUCUUUUCAAGAGGUAGCUUAGAAGAGAUCCUUCACGGCAACGAAGUUAAAACUAAUACUCUGAAUUGGGCCAAGAGGUACAAGGUGGCCAUUGGUGUAGCUGAGGCACUUGAUUAUUUACAUAGUGGUGGAGUCACUGAACCUAUCAUUCACAGAGACAUCAAGUCAUCAAACAUCCUUCUUUCUGAUGAUUUCGAGUCCAAGCUGUCUGAUUUCGGAUUUGCGAAGUUGGCAUCAUCAUCAACAUCACACACAGUAUGUGAUGAUGUUGCUGGAACUUUUGGGUAUUUGGCCCCUGAGUACUUCAUGUUUGGGAAGGUCAAUGAGAAAAUUGAUGUCUAUGCUUUCGGUGUUGUGCUUCUUGAGCUUCUUUCGGGGAAGAAACCCAUCAACACAGGGUGUCCGAAAGGCCAGGAGAGCCUUGUCAUGUGGGCAAAGCCGGUCCUUCAGGGUGAAAAAGUGAAGCAACUAGUGGAUCCAUGUUUGGGCAAUGAAUAUGAUACUGAUCAGAUGGAGAGGGUAGCACUAGCUGCUUCCUUGUGCAUUAGACAAGCUUCCCGAUCUCGGCCUCAAAUAGCAAUUGUCUUGAAGCUACUUCAAGGAGAUGAUGACAUCAUGAAAUGGGCAAAGUCCGAAGCCAAGAAUUCAACAGAGCUUGAUGGAUUGGAUGAUGAAGCAGCAAGGCUAGACUCUAACAUCAAAUCUCAUCUUACCCUCGCGCUGCAUGAUUUAGAAGACGAUUCACUCUCAGUCAGUAGCACGGAGCUCACUUUUGAUUCUGCAAACACUUCCUUGGAUGAGUAUUUGCGACGGAGGUGUAGCCGUUCACUGAGCUUCGACUAACAAAUUUCUGCUGAUUUUUUUUUUUUUUCUUUCUGAUUGUUGGUGGCGCUAAUUUGAUUAAUUUGUAUAGCGUUUUAUUUUCUGAUUGUUUGUGUGGUGUCUACGUUUCUUCACAACCAAAGAAUGAGAAGUAAAUUAAGAGCGGUUAAGUAUUGAAUGUGUAUUGUCUCAAAUUAUUCAGCUUUACAGCUUUUCGAAGUUGUAACCUUA
This is a messenger RNA of Dioscorea cayenensis subsp. rotundata (Guinea yam), 2456 nucleotides long. RefSeq names its product LEAF RUST 10 DISEASE-RESISTANCE LOCUS RECEPTOR-LIKE PROTEIN KINASE-like 1.3. The coding region runs from base 84 to 2246 and encodes 720 amino acids. Gene Ontology annotation, molecular function: protein kinase activity; ATP binding. The transcript has 11 exons. Gene Ontology annotation, biological process: protein phosphorylation. NCBI's taxonomy places the organism in Eukaryota, Viridiplantae, Streptophyta, Magnoliopsida, Dioscoreales, Dioscoreaceae. The record is from RefSeq and is a predicted model, not a curated record.